Molecule: messenger RNA, 729 nt
Organism: Colletotrichum orchidophilum
Lineage: Eukaryota; Fungi; Ascomycota; Sordariomycetes; Glomerellales; Glomerellaceae
Product: UMTA methyltransferase
Exons: 5
Coding region: 1-729 (242 amino acids)
Molecular function (GO): methyltransferase activity
Source: RefSeq, a predicted model, not a curated record
AUGGCUUGUUUAACGUCUCCUCCAAACGGUUUGCAGGACGAAGUUGAACGCUUGCAAAUGAUGCAUGUCGUACUCUCCAUAGUGUUCGAAAAUCGCCUCCUUUUCCCGCCCAUCACCAGGCCCCGGCGAAUUCUCGAGUGCGGCUUCGGAGCCGGCGACUGGGCUACCGACGUUGCACAACAAUACCAAAAUUGCGAGGUAGUAGCCAUCGAUAUCUGCCCGCACAUCUGGCCCGACGAAUCCCAAACGCCGACGAACUUGAACCUGCAAGUCGAUGACUUGAACGGGAGAUUCACCUUUCCAUCGAACCAUUUCGACCUCGUGCACAGCCAGAUGAUGGCAGGCGGUAUCCACUCAAACCGGUGGAGAGAUUACCUUCGAGACAUUCAUCGCGUACUUCGACCGGGUGGUUGGUGUCAAAUGGUGGAAAUAUACUUUAAUGCGCAGUCGGACAACGGGACGUUGACUCAAAAUCACGCCCUACGCAGGUGGUCGAGAAAAUACUUGGAUAGCAUGCAGCCAUACAAAGAUCCCAGGGCGCCGAUGCAGAUGCAAAGUUGGAUGCAAAGUGCUGGAUUCGACUCGGUGGAAACACAGAUGAUCCCUCUCCCGACUUGCGGCUGGUCGAAUGAUCCGAGGCAGCAUCAGAUCGGCGUGGCCAACAGGGAGAAUGUGAGGAGGAUGCUUUCGUCUCUGGCAAUGUAUCCCAUGACAGAGUUCCGGGGGUAA